CCAUCACCUCCCAACAUCACCAUCUUCAAGGCUUCACCUUUCUGAAUCAGACCCAGAUUGUAUCUGGAGUUAGGGUUAGGGUUUUGGGAAAUGGAAGCCAGGAAGCUCCUCAACGACAAGAAGUUCUGGUUCGCAUCUGUCCUCAUUGCUUGGGCUGCUGCUCUCCAGGGACACAUGAUGUGGGUGAAAAGACAAGACUCGUUCAAGCAAAAGUUUGGGAAUCUCAGCGAAGCCAACACCAAUGAUGCCGAUCAGUAAGCUAAGGCAGACAAACUUUUUAUUAAAAGCCCAUCAAAAUUUGUAUGUAAACAAACAAUUCCCAGUUUUUUUCUUUUAAAUAGUUUGUCUGAUUGGUUUAUGAGUUCUAUUGUGUAACUGGAGUUUAGUAAUCUGAUAGUAAUUGUGAAAAUUUUCUGGAUAUACUCAGAACUAAAGCAAUUGUGCCAUUGUGGUGUAUAAUUAAAUAAAAGGCAAAGCUGGAAAUCCUAUUUCCUGUGGCUUGUAUGUUUGGUUUG
This is a messenger RNA of Prunus dulcis (almond), 515 nucleotides long. RefSeq lists its product as uncharacterized. NCBI's taxonomy places the organism in Eukaryota, Viridiplantae, Streptophyta, Magnoliopsida, Rosales, Rosaceae. The coding region runs from base 91 to 258 and encodes 55 amino acids. The transcript is spliced from 2 exons. The record is from RefSeq and is a predicted model, not a curated record.